AGUCAACCAACGUUCUACAGUGUCAUCACACAAGUACUGCACAAGAAUCUCAGCCGAGGUCUUGUUCAAGCGAUCAGAUAUAUGGUAUCGCCGGGUAUUGUCAUUCCUGUCCUAUUGCUACUCCUACUCAUCAUCUAUUUUCUGUUCGCGCUGGUUCGUGGUCUACGUGAGGCCAAUACUGAUCUCUCGAAUCAGCUAAUGCAUGUGAGUGACAAUGCUCUGGCACAGGGUAUAAUAAUGAUUUUGCUGUGA
Anisakis simplex (herring worm) is the source of this 252-nucleotide messenger RNA. NCBI's taxonomy places the organism in Eukaryota, Metazoa, Nematoda, Chromadorea, Rhabditida, Anisakidae. The record is from the annotation of a GenBank genome assembly.